Messenger RNA from Iphiclides podalirius (scarce swallowtail), 3486 nucleotides. The record is from the annotation of a GenBank genome assembly. Lineage: Eukaryota; Metazoa; Arthropoda; Insecta; Lepidoptera; Papilionidae.
AUGUCGUCAGAUACACAACUCACCAAAAUCACGAGCGAGCAAGUGCGUUUCGACAAACAAAUAGUUUCGAAAAUCUACAAGAUCGAUUUCACCGAAAACACUUUUGAGUUGACCGACUCGGAAGCACUUGACGUGUCCAACUUCACACAACAGUUGGAUGGGAAGGAACGUAAAGAAAUGAUAGUGAGUUCGAUUUCCAAAAACGAUCCAAUGUCUACGGUCAUUAACGAAGGCAAAACGGAAAAGAAAACAGUAUCCACUAUUAAUGAUUUCGAAAAUACCGCACAAAAGAUAGAUAUCUCUGAAAUGAAACAUGAAUAUAAUGAUGUCAACAAGAAAAGUGUAUCAAAAUCUUACUUAAUUGAAUCAUCGCAAUCUUCUGUUAUGACCGACCAAGAUUUGCUACAAUAUCAGGUAUCUAACAAAAGUGAUUCAAAUCGUAUAACCGAGAACUCAAGUCCAGUGGAAGAUUAUACGGUCUGCAGAGUUAAUGUCAAAAAUGAUGACUUAGAGAUCUCUAAAGAUUUAGUCAUUGGGAACAGCACUAAGGAAAUAAAAGGAAUAGUGAGCAGUUUGGUCACUGAAGACAGUGCAAAGGAAUUAAAAGAUACAAGGGAAAAUGUUAAUUCAUUCACCAAAGACAGCACAAAAGAAAUAAAGCAUACAUCAAAAGUAAUAACGGACCUAGUCACCAAUGAUACCAUAAAAGAUGUAAAAUAUACUGCUUCAGAAUUAGUCACUAAAGUCGGCACAGAGGAAGAAAAAGAAACAUUGAAACAAGUUACAAAAGUAUAUACAUCUAACGAUGAACGGAAAACUGUUUCUGUUGCAAAAAAAUUCAAAAAAUAUGUAAGAGAAGAUACGGAAGACAGCACUACUGACUUAUUAGCUUCAGACAAAAAGGAAAUAAAAGCAUCUUAUAACGCUGCUAAUAAAACAGAACUUCCUACAACAACUAUAAACUACCACAAUUUCGACAGACAAUCUUCAUCACAAACAGCUGCUGUCAAAGCUACCGACGACUCUUAUGAUAUGACGAAGCAAACUUCCGCCCCGCGGAUCGCUAAAACCGCAAAAUCAGAUGUCAACGGCAAUAGAACAGAUCACGACGAAGAAACAUACAAAAUAUACUCCGACGUCUUCACUAAAAUCUCUGCGGCGCGUAAAAUAUCGACUGGAUACGAAACUAAAACUGAAAAGAAUACCGUAGUCGAGGAACCCGGUACGAAAACAGACACGGUGAGGGAUAUGUCCGUACCAGAAAACGAAAUCGAUUCGGAGGAGAACAUACCGAUUUUAAGAGGGAAGGUCAGUAGAAUCAUUAGAAGGAUAAGCUCUAUCGAUAAUUCGAAGGUAGACGAGAGUAAGGUCGUAAAAGACGUGCCGAAGAAGAAGACGAUUUUGUCCAGAAUCGCCAUGUUUGAGCGUGACGAGCCAAAUGAACCAUACCCAAAGGUCCCAAUGCCGCAAUCAGAAUCAAAACAGCCUCGUGGUCUCGCUGCUCUACGACAAAUUAGCAGAGACUCAAGGAGCCCUAGAAUUGUGGACGAAAUAUUCAAAGAAUACAGUGAACGUAGAAAAUUUAAUAGUACCUCGAACUUAACAAACACAAAUAAGCAUGAAGAAGAAAUAACAAUAGAAAUUAAGAAUGAAAAAGAUCUAAAUCGAUCCGAUUCCACAUUUAAAUCCAAACUAUACGACUAUAAAACAGUCAAGGACUUUAGCGAACUGCAAGUUGCAAAGACCCAACUUAACAGAUCUUCUCGAGAAGAUGUGAGAACAGAAGGGAAACUACUUGAGGUAGAAAAGACUACUGUCAGCUCUAGCAGUCCCUCACCUACGAACGGUACAAAUCCACAAGAAAUUGAAGAAAAAAGAUCACAAGCAAGUUCAGAAGGAAAACUUUUUAACGGACAGUAUGAAUCAAGUUUUAAAAUCACCAAUAGCGUGACUAUAAGUAAAACUAAUAUUUCACAGGAAGAUUUAAACGCACUUAAACACUCUUAUACAACGAAAACAGAAUUAAGAAAAGAAAAGUCCAAGGUUCUCGACGAAAAUACAUUUGUUGCCCCAAUAUCUGAUAGCGUACAACUCAAAGAAUCGUCGAGAACUAACGGAAAUGAGACAAUCGAUUCAUCAUACAAAGACGUUACCAAAGAAUUUAGAACGACAGAGAAGACGGAGAGAAUAAGAGAAGUGCGGAGAAGAGAUUCUGAUUUAAGAAGGGCUACCUCAGUUGUAGAACAGGAUUUGGGCGAUGUCAUCAAAGGGAAGGUGAAAGGGAUCAUUACGAGGAUUAAUUCUAUGGAGAGGAUAGAACAGACGUCAAAGAAGAUAGAAGACAAAGAAAGACCCAGGGGAUCAGUAUCGGAGAGGAUCGCUAUGUUCGAGGGUAAGGUGUCCACAGCGAAAGCGGAGAGGAGCACAGUGGUGCGGAGGACGUACAGGGCCGUGGAAACCGUACCCCAGGAAAUCGACGAGGAAGCGUGCUCAAAAAGAAUAGCAGAGCUGAAGGAAGCGAAGAAUACUUACGGAUCGACGAGUUCAAGCUACAUGGAGCUAAGGGACGGCACCAAGAUGCCUGUGAUCGCUUUGGGCACCGCUUUGAUUGACAAGCGUCUGGUGAGGCACGUCGUGGAGGCGGCCAUCGACCUGGGCUACCGCGCCAUCGACACCGCCUUCAUCUACGGCAACGAGAGGGAGGUAGGCGAGGGGAUCAACUCGAAGAUCCGCGAUGGAACGGUCAAAAGGGAGGACCUCUACAUCAUCUCCAAGCUCUGGAGCACCUUCCACCGGCGGGACCUGGUUGAGCGCGCUUGCAGGGCCUCGUUAGAGGCCAUGGGUCUUACCUAUUUCGACCUAUAUCUCAUACAUAACCCUAUGUCCCUAAAGGAGGGCGGCGACCCGCUGCCGAAGAUAGCGAACGUGCUGCAGUUCUCCGAGCACGACUUCAUGGACGCGUGGUACGGGAUUGAAGGUCUGGUCUCCGGCGGGCUGGCGGUCAGCGGGGGCCUCAGCAACUUCAACUCGGAGCAGGUGCACAGGGUCGCGGACAAGGGGCGGCUGAAGCCGGUGGUGAAUCAGGUGGAGUGCCACCCCUACCUCAGCCAGGACCGGCUCUCCGGCUUCUGCGAGGCGUUCGGCAUCAAGCUGGUCUGCUACGGCGCCUUAGGGUCCAAAGGCACCCCGAAGGCGUUCAAGAGCGCGCUGCCACCAGCCAUCGAGGACCCCCUCGUGCAAGUGAUGGCCGCCGGCUUGGGGAUCACGCCGGCCCAGCUGCUGCUAGCGUUCCAGGUGCGGAAGGGCCGGGCCGUGGUGGCCAAGGCCUCCAGCGCCGGCCGCCUGCACGAGAACCUACUAGCGCAGAGGGUGCCCCUGGCGGCUGGCCAAUUGACCGCCCUGAGUGCCCUCGACCGCCACAAAAGGACCUACACCCUCGAGGGCUUUGGCGAGACCCACAAAAACUAUCCUUUCAAAAUUGCCUUU